AUGUCGGAAAUGAAGAAGAUCUUUACUACUAACUCUAUGGCUCCUGUUGGCCCUUACAGCCAAGCAGUCCAAGUCGGCAACCACAUCUUCGUGUCUGGCCAAAUUCCCGCCGACAAGAACGGCAACCUGGUCGAGGGCAGCAUCGCCGACAAGACAAAGGCAUCAUGUGAAGGCAUGAAGGCCAUUCUCGAGGAGGCUGGCAGCAGCAUCGACAAGGUCAUCAAGACCACCGUCUUCCUGACCGACAUGAAGGACUUUGCAGAGAUGAACGGCAUGUACGAAAAGUACUUUUCGCACAAGCCUGCUCGCAGCUGUGUUGCCGUCAAGGAGCUUCCCAAGGGUGUUCCCGUCGAGAUUGAGGCUAUUGCCCUUGCCUAA
Aureobasidium melanogenum CBS 110374 is the source of this 378-nucleotide messenger RNA. RefSeq names its product YjgF-like protein. NCBI's taxonomy places the organism in Eukaryota, Fungi, Ascomycota, Dothideomycetes, Dothideales, Saccotheciaceae. The transcript has 4 exons. Gene Ontology annotation, cellular component: mitochondrion; cytosol. The record is from RefSeq and is a predicted model, not a curated record. Gene Ontology annotation, molecular function: deaminase activity. The coding region runs from base 1 to 378 and encodes 125 amino acids.